CCUGCCCGCCCACCGCUGCCUGUGCACAUUUUCACAGGCCCCGCUCGGAGAGGGACCUGUUCACCUGUCGCUACCACGACAGAGAGCAAAUUGGGCCAACAGGUCAGCCUGCUCGAGCUGCAGGUUGGGGUCCCCGUCCUGCUGCCUAUGGGAGGCGGGGACCCAGGUCCUGGCUCCUCUUGCUUACCUGGAGUCCACGCACCCUGCUAGCCAGCAGGUGGCAGACAUGGAGGAGGUGACCAUUUGGGAGCAACACACGGCCACCCUCUCCAAGGACCCGCGCCGAGGCUUCGGCAUCGCCAUCUCGGGAGGCCGGGCUGGGCCCAGUGGCUCCGUGGUGGUGUCUGAUGUGGUUCCUGGAGGCCCAGCUGAGGGCCAUCUGAGGCCGGGGGACCACAUGGUCAUGGUGAACGGGGUCUCCGUGGAGAACAUGACAUCGGCCUUCGCUAUUCAGCUUCUGAAGACCUGCACCAAGAUGGCCAAUAUCACGGUGAAGCGGCCCCGGAAGGUCCAGCUGCCAGCCACCAAGCCGGGCGCCCCCAGCCUAGGCCGCCAGGAAUCGGACAAGGAGGAUGCUUGGCAGCAGCAGGAGGAGGCCGAGCAUGGCCAGGGCUAUGAGGGGGACUCGUCCAGUGGCUCGGGCCAGUCAGGCGGGGAGCGGUCCCGCCGGCCAAGGGCAGCGCGCUGGGGUCGGGCCAGCAGCCAGGGCCGCAGGAGUCCAGGGGGUGCGUCGGAGGCCAACGGACUGGCCCUGGUGUCAGGCUAUAAGCGGCUGCCCCGGCAAGAUGUGGGCAUGAAGCCCCUGAAGUCAGUGCUCGUGAAGCGGCGGAACAGCGAAGAGUUUGGGGUCAAACUGGGCAGUCAGAUCUUCAUCAAGCACAUCACAGACUCUGGCCUGGCCGCCCGGCACCGUGGGCUGCAGGAAGGGGACCUCAUUCUUCAGGUCAAUGGGGUAUCCAGCCAGAAUUUGUCGCUCAGUGAUACCCGGAAGCUAAUAGAGAAGUCGGAAGGGAAGCUGACCCUGCUCGUGCUGAGGGACCAAAGCCAGUUCCUGGUGAACAUCCCGCCAGCCGUCAGUGACAGUGACAGCUCUCUCCUGGAGGACAUCUCAGACCUCAACUCGGAGAUGUCACAGGCACCGCCUUCACAUGUCCCACCACCACCCAGGCACCGACGGCGGCGGCGGAGCCCUGAAGAAGCCAGCGAGACAGACUCCCCUGGGGGGAGCCCCGAGCCCAGGCGCGAAAGGUCCAACAAUUCUAGAACUAUCUCAGAACCUGACUCUCCCCGUGGAAGCAACAGUGACAUUUACAGGGUCCCCAGCCGCCAGAGCCUGGAGGCCCGCGGGUACAGCCCUGACACGCGUGUAGUCCGAUUCCCCAAGGGUGCCAACAUUGGGCUGCGGCUGGCUGGGGGCAAUGACGUGGGCAUCUUCGUGUCUGGCGUGCAGCCUGGCAGCCCGGCUGAAGGGCAGGGCAUCCAGGAGGGGGACCAGAUCCUGCAGGUGAAUGACACGCCCUUCCGCAGUCUCACGAGAGAGGAGGCUGUGCAGUUCCUGCUGGCGCUGCCACCUGGGGAGGACGUGGAGCUAGUCACGCAGCGCAAGCAGGACAUCUUCAGGAAGAUGGUGCAAUCGCGAGUGGGCGACUCCUUCUACAUCCGCACGCACUUCGAGCUGGAGCCGAGCCCACCCUCGGGCCUGGGCUUCACGCGCGGCGAUGUCUUCCACGUGGUGGACACGCUGUACCCGGGCCCUGCGCACGGCCUCGCCCGGGGCAGCCUCUGGCUGGCAGCUCGCGUAGGCCGCGACUUCCGGGAGCAGGAGCGGGGCGUCAUCCCGAACCAGACCAGGGCCGAGCAGCUGGCCAGUCUGGAGGCUGCACAGCGGGCCAUGGGCCUCGGGCCUGGGUCAUCCUCUGGCUCCAGUGCCCGUGCGGAGUUCUGGCGCCUGCGGGGCCUUCGUCGAGGAGCCAAGAAAACGAGCCAGCACAGCCGGGAGGACCUGUCAGUGCUGACCAGGCAGGGCCACUACCCGCCCUAUGAGCGUGUGGUGCUGCGUGAAGCCAGCUUUAAGCGCCCGGUGGUGAUCCUGGGGCCCGUGGCAGACAUCGCCAUGCAGAAGUUGACAGGAGAGAUGCCUGAGAAGUUUGAGAUUGCAGAAAGUGUGUCUCGGGCUGACAGCCCCUCCAAGAUCGUCAAACUAGACACUGUGCGGGUGAUCGCAGAGAAGGACAAACAUGCGCUCCUGGACGUGACCCCGUCGGCCAUUGAGCGCCUCAACUAUGUGCAGUAUUACCCGAUUGUGGUCUUCUGCGCCCCUGAGAGCCGGCCGGCACUCAAGGCCCUGCGCGAGUGGCUGGCGCCCGCCUCCCGCCGCAGCUCCCGCCGGCUCUACACACAGGCCCAGAAACUGCAGAAGCACAGCAGCCACCUCUUCACAGCCACCAUCCCCCUGCUCGGGACCAGUGAAUCCUGGUACCAGGAACUCAAGGCUGUGAUCCAGGAGCAGCAGACGCGGCCCAUCUGGACUGCCGAGGACCAGCUGGACAGCCCCUCUGAGGACAACCUGGACCUUCCUGGCCGUGGUCUGGCUGAUAGCUCUGCGGACCUCAGCUGUGACAGCCGGGCCAACAGCGACUAUGAGGAGACAGACGGCGAAGGUGGUGUUUACACAGAUGGCGAGGGCUACACGGAUGGCGAGGGGGGACUCCACACAGAUGUGGAUGAGGAGCCCCCAGCGCCAGCCCUGGCCCGGUCCUCAGAGCCGGUGCAGAUGGAAGAAGAGCCCCCGAGCCUGAGGGAUCAUGGGAGAAUCGCGGCUCACCAUGCUGUCCAGGUGGACAGGUGGCACCCCAAGGGCCAGCCACGCCAGGACAGCAUGCGGACUUAUGAACGGGAAGCCCUGAGAAGAAAGUUUACCAGAGCCCGAGACGCGGACUCCUCAGAUGAAGAAGGCUACGACUGGGGUCCGGCCACUGACCUGUGACCCCACCUGGGUUGCCAGCCUGCAGGCCCUUCCUUUGCCUCUCUGGGCUCAAGAUUCUGUCUCCCACGCAGAGCCUAGAGCCCUCCUGCCGCGCUCUUGGCCUUUAAUAAAUACUAUUUUCACAGCACUGGUUUCCAG
Messenger RNA from Octodon degus (degu), 3124 nucleotides. It is a transcript of the gene Tjp3, whose product is annotated as tight junction protein 3. Gene Ontology annotation, molecular function: cell adhesion molecule binding. Lineage: Eukaryota; Metazoa; Chordata; Mammalia; Rodentia; Octodontidae. The transcript is spliced from 21 exons. The record is from RefSeq and is a predicted model, not a curated record. Gene Ontology annotation, cellular component: bicellular tight junction; plasma membrane. The coding region runs from base 227 to 2986 and encodes 919 amino acids. Gene Ontology annotation, biological process: establishment of endothelial intestinal barrier; positive regulation of blood-brain barrier permeability; cell-cell junction organization.